GGCCCAGCUCUCGGCAGGAGGAUGCACGUUCGAUGAUGGUCCUGGGCCCUGUGACUACCACCAAGACCUUUACGAUGAUUUCGACUGGGUGCAUGUCAGUGCUCAAGAGCCUCACUAUUUGCCACCUGAAAUGCCUCAAGGAUCAUAUAUGAUAGUGAUUUCAUCAGACCAUGACCCUGGAGAAAAGACUCGACUUCAGCUUCCAACAAUGAAAGAAAACGACACUCACUGCAUCGAUUUCAGCUACCUUCUGUACAGCAAGAAUGGAGGGAACCCAGGCACUUUGAACAUCCUGGUUAGGGUGAACAAAGGACCGCUGGCUAAUCCCAUCUGGAAUGUCACUGGUUCCACUGGCAAGGACUGGCUUCGAGCAGAAUUGGCUGUCAGCACUUUCUGGCCCAAUGAGUAUCAGGUAAUAUUUGAAGCUGAAGUCUCAGAUGGAAGAAAUGGCUACAUUGCCAUUGAUGACAUCCAGGUCCUGAGUUACCCUUGUGAUAAAUCUCCACAUUUUUUGAGACUGGGGGAUGUAGAGGUCAAUGCAGGCCAGAAUGCUACAUUUCAGUGCAUUGCUACAGGGAGAGAUGCAGUGAAUAACAAGUUAUGGCUCCAGAGAAGAAAUGGGGAAGAUAUUCCAGUUGCUCAGACUAAAAAUAUCAAUCACAGAAGAUUUGCAGCUACCUUUAAGUUGCAAGAGGUGACAAAAACCGACCAGGAUUUAUACCGCUGUGUAACUCAGUCAGAGAGAGGUUCUGGAGUCUCAAACUUUGCUCAACUUAUUGUUCGAGAGCCACCUCGGCCAAUAGCACCCCCGCAGCUCCUGGGCGUUGGGCCCACCUACUUGCUCAUCCAGCUGAAUGCCAACUCCAUCAUUGGGGAUGGCCCCAUUAUCCUGAAAGAAGUGGAGUACAGGAUGACAUCUGGGACUUGGACCGAGACCCACGCUGUCAAUGCACCAACGUACAAGCUGUGGCACCUGGACCCUGACACCGAAUAUGAGAUUCGGGUCCUGCUCACCCGCCCGGGGGAAGGUGGCACGGGGCAGCCAGGACCACCACUCAUCACCAGGACCAAGUGUGCUGAACCCAUGAGAACCCCAAAAACACUGAAGAUUGCUGAGAUCCAGGCCAGACACAUCGCUGUGGACUGGGAAUCUCUGGGUUACAACAUCACUCGUUGCCAUACUUUCAAUGUCACUAUCUGCUACCACUACUUCUGUGGACACAACGAGAGCAAAGCAGACUGCUUGGACAUGGACCCCAAAGCACCUCAGCACGUUGUGGAUCGUCUGCCUCCCUACACAAAUGUCAGCCUCAAGAUGAUCUUAACCAACCCAGAAGGGAGGAAGGAAAGCGAGGAGACCAUUAUCCAGACAGAUGAAGAUGUGCCAGGCCCUAUACCUGCCAAAUCAGUGAAAGGAACUCCUUUUGAAGAUAAGAUCUUCCUCAACUGGAAGGAACCUGUGGAUCCAAAUGGCAUCAUUACUCAGUAUGAGGUGAGCUAUAGCAGUAUACAGUCAUUUGAUCCUGCAGUUCCAGUGGCAGGACCUCCACAGACAGUAUCCAAGCUGUGGAACAGCACACACCACGUCUUCUCUCACCUGCACCCUGGUACUACCUACCAGUUCUUCAUACGUGCGAGCACCAUCAAAGGGUUUGGACCAGCAACCACCAUCAAUGUAACAACCAACAUCUCAGCUCCCACUUUACCAGACUAUGAAGGAGUGGAUGCAUCUCUCAAUGAAACUGCUACUACAAUAACUGUACUCUUGAGACCUGCACAGGCCAAAGGUGCACCUAUCAGUGCCUACCAGAUUGUUGUGGAAGAGCUGCACCCCCACCGAACAAAGCGAGAAACUGGUGCCAUGGAGUGCUACCAAGUCCCUGUCACCUAUCAGACUGCCCUUAGUGGAGGCUCACCGUAUUACUUUGCUGCUCAGCUGCCCCCAGGAAACCUGCCAGAGCCAGCCCCCUUUACUGUGGGUGACAACAGGACGUACCAAGGUUUCUGGAACCCCCCGCUGGCUCCUCGGAAAGGCUACAACAUCUACUUCCAGGCCAUGAGCAGCGUGGAGAAGGAAACCAAAACUCAGUGUGUUCGAAUAGCUACAAAAGCAGCAGCAACAGAGGAACCCGAGGUGAUUCCCGAUCCUGCUAAACAAACAGAUCGAGUGGUGAAAAUAGCAGGAAUAAGUGCUGGAAUUCUGGUAUUCAUCCUACUUCUCCUUGUUGUCAUAUUGAUCGUGAAAAAAAGCAAACUUGCAAAGAAGCGCAAGGACGCCAUGGGAACCACCCGUCAGGAGAUGACCCACAUGGUGAAUGCCAUGGACAGGAGUUAUGCCGACCAGAGCACUCUGCAUGCAGAGGAUCCCCUGUCAAUCACGUUUAUGGACUCGCAUAACUUCAGCCCCAGAUUGCCCAAUGAUCCACUUGUGCCGACAGCUGUGUUAGGUGAGGACCCUAGUCCUUCAUUAUCCAUCCCUGCAUGAGUUCUGUCUCCUUGCAUGGUUGAACGUUGAAACAGCUUGUUUUAUUUAAAACUAUGCUGUUGCCAGAAAAUAAUUUUACACUCAGUUCAUCAACUCAGAAUUAGACUGACAACAAUUUUAGAAUAAAAAUUAUUUUACUCCCUCAUUAAGAAGUUAUUCCUAGUCACUGCUAAUUGAAGAGUACGUGAGGAAAUAUGUAAAUGGAAAACACUAAAAUUUUUCUCCCCAGAGCUUUGAAACUGAAUUCCAGUAAACUGACAUGUGAAACUAGAGCUCUAUUAAGAGAUCUUUAAAAACAAAAUUCAGGUCCACAUUAACAUUUUUUGACUCCCAAAGUUCAGUUUUCUAAGUAACAAGAAUGAAAAGAAAAACAGAAAAGAGAAAAACUUUCAGAAUAUCUAAGAGAAAACAACAACUUUCUUUGCAUGUUCUGAACAGGUACUUCUCUAUGCCUAUAUUAAUUACAUAAUUGAAUUGGCAUUAAGUAGUACAUUUUUCAGCUUUUUACUUUCUUUCAAAAGAAGAACACACAUUGAAAUGGACAGGCUGAAUAUGUCUAUGCUGCAUCUAACAUGGAAUGCAGGUAUUAGAGAGGUUUUUAUUUUUUUAAAUAAAAGAUAAAUAGUAUAGUAUAGUAGUAUAGUAAGUAUAUAGUAUAGUAGUAUAGAAAGUAUAAUUUGUACCCAAGUUCUUGGUUGGAUAAACUCAAUGUGCAGUAUUGAGUUUCAGUCAGGUGCUGCAGUUAUUUUAGGAUAAAAGACAAAAAUCAGAAAGUAGAUGUGAAUAUAGACAUGUUGAAAAUUCAAUUCCUAGAGGUAAAUCUUAAAGGGACCUGGGGGCAAUGAAGUUCCUUCUCUGUUUGGAGGAGGGAUAAUACACAUAUAAUACAGAUUCUUUCUGGAAAUUGUCUCAUGUUUUAAAAAUUUGUAGCAAACAGAAUUUUGCUCUUGCAGUGAAAUGUUCCAGUGCCUCAGUCCUCCUUAAUAAGAAUAAAUUCUGAUUCAUAUUAGUAAUAUUCGGGACACAAAGGUUAAUUUUCUGAAUAUUAAUUACUACUAACUGGGCAUUACUACUAAGUAAUAUUCAAACUCAAUCCCUAGUUUUUCCUAGUUAGGCUAAUCUAGACUAAAUUUUCAUUGCUGUGGAUUGAGCCAUUUUCUUUUGAGAGACUCAUAGAAAAUAUGGAAAUGUGGCACAUUUCUGUCCUUUUAAAACUGACUUUUUCACAUUGAAAGGCUCAUGUCCUCAAUUAUUUCUCUUUUAGUUGAGUUUAACCCAGUUCUUUCACUCAUCAUCUUGUAGGUGACGUUUUCUAAAUUUGUUGUCAUUAUUUUCCUCUGAAUGUUUUCCAGCUUUCCAACUCAUAGGCUGGAUUUUAAAUUGCAGUGCCCCAAAUCAGGUAGCAUUCUUGGAAGAAGUCUUAAUGCUGAGCUGAGUGGAAUAGGUACCCCCAUGCCCCACUUUUACUGUUUCUGUUAACUGAACUGUAUUUUCUCCUUUUUAUUGUGUUCAUGUUGCAUUGAGUUACCUGUUAAAUUCACAGUUAUAAUUUUCCAGUCCAUUACUCCAUUUUGUAGUUAUAUAUUUGAUUUCUCUUUCCGAUACACACUACUGUUGCAUUCACCAUUCAGUUCACCUUGUUGAUUUUCACAUUGUCUCCCAAAUAAUCAAGAUAACCUUGUAAAUCUGAUCCUGUGCUUGUGAAGUGCUCAUGGUACCUGCAGUGCCAUACUGCCAUGGUAUUUUCUGCUGUGGCAGAGACAGUCACAGACAGCUGUGAAUACUGAGGGCAAGGAACUAACUGAAGAACAGCUUAAUAACUCCUGUCUGCUUUUUCAUCUACUGGUAAUGAUAUUCUGGGCAUGAUAAUUUCCUCAAAUGAGCAAACCAUUGAUAGUUGGAAGAGGUGCUAGUUUUCAUAGAGUGGACUGAAAUAGUGGAGAGAAAUGUACAAGUUUUUGGGUACACCAUGUAGUAAAAGCUGGGUAUCUGUAAACUUGAUCCUUUGGAGCUGCAUCGUUUGGUCUACUCCAUUUUAAUAGAGCCUUUGCUCAGCCCAGCAUGACAAAACAGUUUUCUUCUGCCUUAUUUAGAGAAGAGGAAUAUUUUAUGGGUUCUAAAUCAUAGAAAAUUGGGUUUUUUAUAUGAAACUCUUAUUACUUUGUAGCUCUACUAGUUUUCUUUUUCUUCAUGUAUAAGUUAUUAAUGCUGCUCUCCAUUCUGUGUACAUUAGCACUGAGUUGGUAUGACAAUUUUGCUUUUCCCAAGUCCCUAUUAUUACACUGAUAGUAUAAUAAUGUGGCUCUUACAUUUUUAAAAUGGAUUUCAUUGUUACUUUUGUGAAGAUUUAGCAACUUUGAAUGUCACUUUCUUUUAGCCAUUUUCUAAUAUAGUCCUGAAAUAAAUUUCUCAUGUUCUGUUCA
Messenger RNA from Serinus canaria (Common canary), 4908 nucleotides. RefSeq names its product protein tyrosine phosphatase receptor type K (gene PTPRK). NCBI's taxonomy places the organism in Eukaryota, Metazoa, Chordata, Aves, Passeriformes, Fringillidae. Gene Ontology annotation, cellular component: membrane. The transcript is spliced from 16 exons. The record is from RefSeq and is a predicted model, not a curated record. The coding region runs from base 131 to 2485 and encodes 784 amino acids. Gene Ontology annotation, molecular function: protein binding.